AUGCGAGGUGCUCUAGGAUGGAAGGCUCGCGCGAUCCUACGCGUCUCUCGUUUACAGCACCGCACCUUUGCUUCCGCGGCGGAACCUUCACCGAUCAAAGUCCAACAUCAGCCAGCACCUCACUCGGGGAAUAUUCGCAUCCUCUUACUCGACAGACCCGAAGCUCGAAAUGCUCUCUCCCGCCGACUGGUCGCCGACUUGAGACAUCAUGUGGAUGAAAUCCAGGCCGAAGGUGGGAAAGGUCCUACAAGAGCAUUGAUUCUGGCCUCAAAUACAGACAAGGCAUUUUGCGCUGGGGCAGAUUUGAGGGAGAGAAAGGGAAUGACCCCAGAAGAGUUCGUGAUGCGGCAUCUAUUCUAUUUGAUCGUCGCUUAUGAGUCGCACAGGACCCGAGACUUCCUGACUGGCAUGAGAAAUACCUUUAGUGAUUUAUCAAACCUACCGAUCCCGACCAUCUCAGCCAUUUCGUCAGUUGCGCUGGGAGGAGGGUUGGAAAUAGCUCUUUGCACGACGUUACGGGUAUUCGGAUCGUCGGCGAUCGUCGGCCAGCCGGAGACAAAAUUGGCCAUUAUUCCUGGGGCCGGAGGCACAUAUAGAUUGCCUGCCCUGAUCGGUGUCAAUAGAGCACGAGAUCUCAUCCUCACAGGACGACGAGUUGGUGGAGCUGAAGCAUACUUCCUGGGUUUGUGCAACAGAUUGGUGGAGAUCACACCAGAGGAGUCAAAAGAGGAAGGAAAAGCCCGGCUAAAGGUUCUUGAUGCCAGUAUCCAGCUUGCGCAUGAUAUUGGUGAAGGUGGUCCCAUUGCGCUGACCCAGGCGAUGCGAGCAAUUAAUGGAUGGCAACGAGGUGAGGUUGCAGAAAAUGAGGCUUACGAAGUCAUCUUGAACACCGAAGACCGAGAGGAAGCUUUGAAGGCAUUUGCAGAUAAAAGGAAGCCAUCCUUCAAAGGCAGAUAG
Molecule: messenger RNA, 957 nt
Organism: Rhinocladiella mackenziei CBS 650.93
Lineage: Eukaryota; Fungi; Ascomycota; Eurotiomycetes; Chaetothyriales; Herpotrichiellaceae
Exons: 1
Coding region: 1-957 (318 amino acids)
Biological process (GO): fatty acid beta-oxidation
Cellular component (GO): mitochondrion
Molecular function (GO): enoyl-CoA hydratase activity
Source: RefSeq, a predicted model, not a curated record